Owenia fusiformis is the source of this 2342-nucleotide messenger RNA. The record is from the annotation of a GenBank genome assembly. NCBI's taxonomy places the organism in Eukaryota, Metazoa, Annelida, Polychaeta, Sabellida, Oweniidae.
UUCCGAGAAACACUUGUAUGUAAACCUCUCAAAGAUGUAACUUCCUUGUACUCUUUGCAAUAGUUUGACCCCAUCUGUACUCUUAAAAUGAAAGAUAUGCUUUGAUCUUUUCUGCAGUCUCAUGUAGUCUAUAGUCAUCAACUCAGUUCACUGCAUUUUCUACCUAUAUGCAUGUAGCUAGCAUUUGUUCCAUGAUCAAACUCCAAAGAAAACUGCAUUCGAGAUUAUGAAGAUUUCCUCAGUAUUAAUCAGAGGAUAAAAUUAUUAGCUGGUGGGAAUCAGGGUAAUAUCCUUGUGUUGUUAAUUAACAGAGUGGGCCUUGGGAGGAUCAAGUGUGUGGGAAUUGGGAAGUAAUUUAAUUGCUUCAAAUUGACCAAUCAGAUGCAAGAAUACUCCCUGCUGUUAUGCAGUAUAUGGCUUGCAUUGUUUGGCUUCAAAACCAGAACCAAAAGUGAAACAGACACAGACACAGAUAGAAGAGCAAGUUUAUAGAAGAGGAUUAAAAGUCGAAUCAAAAUGUUAACUAAGUUUUUAUUUUUCCUUUUAGGGCUGUGUUUAACAGUCAGCCUCGGAGAUGCAAAUGAUGGGGCACCAAUUCCAAUUAAGAUGUUCUACAAAUUGAAAGAUGUGAAGACAACGCAGGACUUUAUAAAGAACUUCUUGAAGAAAGGAGAUACAAUUGAAACUCCCGGAAGCAAUGUUCUUAACUCCAGCCUCAUAUUUGACACUUCUACUGGAAAAGUCAUAGACAGCAAUCUUGAUUUUGCUGCCUCUGCAGUGGCGACACCUGAUGGAUGCGUCCCAAAACUUAAACAGGUGGGUCUCGACAAGCACGAGGACCCCGCUAUAGUAAUGUGGCCCCAAUGUACAAAGAUUGAACAGUGUGGGGGGUGCUGUUCCCAUGAAAAGCUGGAGUGUGUCCCAACAACCAGUGAGGCUGUUCAGAUACAGGUCAUGCUCGCCAAGUAUCCUUUCCCUGGCGCUGAAUAUUUUGAUUUUCACGGGGUUGUCAUGAAACAGGUUCACCGCCAUAUGCAAUGUGAGUGCCGCUGCAUAACCCAGCCUGCUCAUUGCACAGCUGUCCAGGUAUAUGUUGAGGAUGAAUGCAGAUGCAAAUGUCCCAAUGAAGACCAAGGCUCAAGGUGUAGCACCAUUAAGAUUUGGAACGAAAAGAAAUGUGCGUGUGAAUGCCGAUCAAAGGAAACGUGCGACGAAGGAUUUUUCUUCAAUGCUGAAGUCUGCAGGUGCCAGCUUCAACCAGUGAGAGGCAGAGGUGGCUUUGACGCCCGUGCCCCAAAUACGAAUCUCCCUAUCCACGAUCCAUGCGCUUACAUCCGUUGUCCUGUAGGAUUUGUGGCAAUGCGAGAAGGUCCCUCAUGUGCCUGUCGCGUAAACCCAUGUAACAGAGUGAGAUGUGGGGCUGGAUUUUCACCAGUACGAUCUGGAAACCAAUGUUCUUGCCGUGUCACGCAACGACGUAAUCCAUAUGGAUCUUAUCCCAACUACAGACUGCCCUCCGGAAAAUAACUCUCAAAGUAUAUAAUGUUUGUUCAGACAGAUAGACUAGGACUUGAAAUUAUUGAAUUUAUACAUUUUGGAUUACAUAUGGAAUUAAGUGCAAACCUGUUGGAAAGUCCCUCCCAAGAGCAUUACUGAAUGAACAUUUCAAACAUUUUUGAUUUAAAACAUUAUGAUGGUCAUAUUAUGUUAAAGGAAAUACAAGGGAUAGAGAGGAGAUAAGAGUAAGUUUCAAAGAUAUUGACAAAUUCUACAAUAAACUGACAAAAUUUUACAAUAAACUGACACAAUUUUACAAUAUUCUUUCUGCAUUUAAAAACCUUUAUCAAAAAUUACAGUUAUAAAAUUGAAUAAAAGUGAAUAAAAAUGGGAUUGUUAGUGAAACAUUGGCAGGAGUUUUGAAGAGAUUUGCUUUCAACAUUUUAUACCCUUUAUCCUAAUCUUGAAUUUCUUUAAUUACAACUGGAUGGUUUAUUGCUUAAUAUACAAUUAUAAAAUUAUCUGUGCCUGAUGAAUUGAUAUCUCUAUACGCAAUAGAUAUGGUAUAAUUUGUGACCGUUAUACUAAAUGUUAUUACUGAAUGCUACAAGUAUUUGACAUAAUUACCGGUAAAUACAAAAAUUUAAACAAUGAUAUACAACUUUAUGGUAAUGUUCAAAAUAUGGAUUGGAUUCAUUUGACUGAAUGAUUUUGGUUGAGUUCAUGGAAAAGGAUGAGAGGAUUGGGUAUUUACAAAUUACGGAUUUUCUGAAACAAAAUUCCCAUAUAUAAUUAUUAUGUAAGAGUAGUUGGAUGGUUCCUUGAAUAAACUCCCGGCUUUAUGA